AUGUCAUUUAAAUUGACUACUAUUUGUUUAAUUGAUUCAAUUAUUAGCAUUAAAGAAACAAAUGAUUUCAUAGUUAUUGAAGCUAAUGCCACUGCAAGAGUGAAAAAAAAUAGCAAUAACAAAGAUGACAUUUUUAAUUUCCAUUUAACUGUGUUUUAUAAUAAAAAUUUAUCAAUACCUUCAUUUAUUGAUGAGAUAAAAGAAGACACGAUUUAUGAAAUAUCUGAAAAAGUUAAUUUAACUGAAUUUUCAAAAACUAAUGAAAUAAAAGUAACAAAGAAAACCAAAAUUUCAACUAAAAAUUUAUACACAAGUGUAUUAAAUAUCUAUCUAACUGGUGCAGAGGAUAAGGAAUACCAAAUAAAUUGUAGAUUUCUAAACAUUGAUCAAAGGUUGUAUAAUAAAACAAAUAAUAUGAAUGAAAAUUCACAUUUACUUGUUUGUGGUGAAUUAACUCUUGAUCCUAAUAGUCAGAUUAUUGUUGAUAUCCUUGAUAUUAAUUAUUUACCAGGUUAUCAACAAAAAACACACAUAAAAUCAACAGCACAAUUAUCAACAACUCAUAAUUGGGAUAACUCAGAAGAAACUUAUAGAAGAUCAAUUUCAAAAAUAAUUGAUAAAAAAAUUAUUGUUCUUGAUAGUAAUGAAGAAAAUUUAGCAUUAGAUAAUAAUAAUAACGAAGUUAAUCAUAUUAAAAACAAUGCCAUUGUUGAGACUAAAGAAAAUAAUAAUAAUGAUGAUGAUAAUGACACUAAAA
Messenger RNA from Dentiscutata erythropus, 757 nucleotides. Lineage: Eukaryota; Fungi; Glomeromycota; Glomeromycetes; Diversisporales; Gigasporaceae. The record is from the annotation of a GenBank genome assembly.